Molecule: messenger RNA, 1554 nt
Organism: Saprolegnia diclina VS20
Lineage: Eukaryota; Oomycota; Saprolegniomycetes; Saprolegniales; Saprolegniaceae
Exons: 6
Coding region: 1-1554 (517 amino acids)
Source: RefSeq, a predicted model, not a curated record
AUGAACUUCCUCACCGCGAUCAAGAAGCCCGAGCACUUCGACAGCUGGCUCUUUGGCGACGAUGUCGCGGACCCGCGCCCGCCAUUGGCGCCGACAGCGAACCGGUCGACGCCUGCGUCGCCGAUGGCCGACGACCAUAGGCCAUCGUCCGCCAGCACCAAGCUCGCGCAGGCCGCGACGGCGAUCCAGGACAAGUACAAGAAGUUGGCCAAGAACAACAUGAACGACAAGACGAUCUCUAGCAGCUAUCCGAUGCCACUGAGCAAGAAGUUUCGCAAGUACCUUCGCGACAAGCAGCGCGCCGCCAUGGACGAAAAGCAGCGCCGGCUCUUGCAGCUCUCGGAAGUCAGCCGCCUCCGCGCGCACGCGCUGUUCUCGCUGCACGAGAUUGACCCAAAGAAGCUGCCGCGCCUUCUCGAUUUCUUGGCCAAGACGACUGACGACGGCAACUACCACCACGUCCUUCUCUUCGUCCUAGGCUCGAGGAAGAGCGCGACGCGGCGCGCCUGCAGCAUCUCGGCGACGCUCGAGCUCGAAGAGAUGGUGCUGGUGAGCGUCCAGACCGACGACAUUGGCUGGGUCGGGUUUCGCCCGAUCCAGCACCUCGCGUUCAAGCGGCUCACGCGCGAAGAGCUGCCGCGGAUCCUCAAAAGCACCGAGUACCUCGACAUGCUGCAGGUCUCGGAGCACACGGCCGCCUUUGUGCCCCUCGAUCGGACUGCCUAUGACAGCAGCUCGACGUGGGAAUCACCCCCGCUCGUGCUUCGGCGCACCUCGGAGUCUGCACCGAGCAUCUCGGCAGCGGACGAGCGCAUCAAUCUCGACGAAGCCGACUUGCCUCUUCCACCUCCAACCGUAGCGACUGCUCGCGAUGAUCGCGUCGAAGCUCUUCUUUCGAUGCUUAUCAAGCGUGUCGAGGAAGUGCAAGAAGAGCUCCAUGACAACGCGAUCGCAAUCCAACGCCUUGAAGAGCGGGUCAUCAGCAGCACGAUCGCAAUCGACGACUUCGCGAUCCAAGUCGCCAACGUGGUCAAGGUGCACAACGCGAACGGCCAGUUUGCCGCCAAGGCCAACAUCCAGAACCAGCACGGCCUCGAGAUCACGCCGAUUUGCACCCAAAAGCACACGGUGACGCCGCCCGAGCAUCUCGUGCAGCUCGGCCAGAUCAACACGGUCUGCGACGCCGCUGAGCGGCCGAUCCACCAAAAAGCCCAAAAACUGAGCCAGGUUGAGCGCGACUGCGGCAUCGGCCCCGAGACGAGCCACGGACUCUUGCAGAAAGACGAGUCGCUGCAUGCGGCCAAGCGCUCGCGUCAUCUGUUCGCCACGACUCUUGUCGUCUUGGCGUGGGUUGUGGCCCUAGUGGCCUUUGUGUUUCUCCUCGGCGAGUAUACGACGUGUUUGCAGCAUGCGACCCCCAAAGUCGCCAUGGGUUUCAUCCAGAGCGCACACGAAGCGAUUCGUUCGCUUGUGCUGGAUCCGUCUGUGCCACUGGGGUUUCUGAGCACGCUUCAGCUCGUCGGGUACCUCGAUAUGCUGUUGUACGGCGAUUGA